AGAGCUUACUGCCUGUACCGGCUGUUCCGCCUGGAUGAGGCUCUGUCUAUCGUAGAUGCCAACUCAGCCCAACCCACUCCCGACUACGACCUGUCUGAGCUCAAGGCACAGAUAUUGUACCGUGCGGAGCAGUACGAUGUGGCAGCCGGCCUCUACUCUACCAUAUGCACAGCUGAGAUGUAA
Sphaeroforma arctica JP610 is the source of this 183-nucleotide messenger RNA. RefSeq lists its product as hypothetical. Gene Ontology annotation, molecular function: protein binding. Lineage: Eukaryota; Ichthyosporea; Ichthyophonida. The transcript has a single exon. The annotation marks the transcript as partial. The record is from RefSeq and is a predicted model, not a curated record.